Molecule: messenger RNA, 930 nt
Organism: Sclerotinia borealis F-4128
Lineage: Eukaryota; Fungi; Ascomycota; Leotiomycetes; Helotiales; Sclerotiniaceae
Source: the annotation of a GenBank genome assembly
AUGGACAAAAUAAUUGAUGCGCGAUUUGAUCGUGUAGAAAAAGCACUUGCCAGCCUCAUAGCUUCAAUUUCCAAGUACAACCCCGUUCCCGCUCUGGCUCAAGAUCUCGUUCUCGCAGAUCAAGAGCUCAACGAUGGUCUAUCUCUUCUAAACCAACAUCAACACAACACCUACAAACUCACUACCCUACACGCAACCUCUGCAGCCCUCGACACCCAGGUUCGCGAGUUUACUUUACUCCUCAAUAGCACGAGGAGUGAACUUCUCAAUACCUCAUCAUCUGAAUACCCCGAGGAUAAGAACCUCGUGGAGUAUGAAGAACUUCUCAGCUACGCGCGAAAAAUCUCUAAAUUCACAGUCCCGCCCGAGGCUCGAUUGUCUAAACUAGAAGAUACAUCGUCAAAGCAAGAUGGCGUUGCGACGAAUGGAAGUACUACCCCUAACGUUACUGUGAUGGGCAAUGGCGCGAAUGGGACUUCUAUGGAUUUGGAUAUUUCCUCCAUCACUCCUUCUAAUGGAACAACUUCGUUGGCUCCAAGUCAAGACCCAGUGUCACAGCAACCUUCUCAGACUCAAACAGCUCUUGAUGCUGAGACAACGCGCCUUCUCAAUACAGGAUUUGAUCUCCGGCCAUUUGUGCCGUGGGCUCGCGAAGAUGAUAUCAAGAUGGGUGCAUUGGCAAGUCUGCAAGUGUUGGUAGAUAGCGGAAUUGAUCCUGAGGGAUGGGAUCCCGAGAUUGAGGAACAGAAGAAGAGGGAGAAGGUCGAAGAGGCAGAAAGGGAAGCUGAGGCAGAAAGAAUGCAAGAAGAGGAGAAGAGAAGGUUGGAAAUGGAGAGGAGGAAUAAUGCCAUGAGUGGUGUUCAAGGCGGCACAGCUGCCGAGAGGCCGAAGGUGUUUCAACUUGAUGAGUUUGAUGAUGAUGAUGACUGA